Molecule: messenger RNA, 1080 nt
Organism: Cantharellus anzutake
Lineage: Eukaryota; Fungi; Basidiomycota; Agaricomycetes; Cantharellales; Hydnaceae
Exons: 1
Coding region: 29-844 (271 amino acids)
Source: RefSeq, a predicted model, not a curated record
AUCAGCCGCCUCUGAUGCACUCAAUCAAAUGGCAUCCAACCCAACUAAUUUGACUCGUACCUCCAGCGUCGCACGCACAACUACCCAAGGCCUUCAGAGAGCAUCGUCACUCGUCAUUCCCCAACGGAAGGUAGCCGAAACCAAGCCUUCCAUAGUGCCUGCCCCGCUUACAGGCGCACUUCUUCGCCAUCAAACUCGCCCAGUAUCGUCCGUUCCAGCAUCGUUGACUUCGAAGAAUUUAGAAGAAACCCAAAGGCAAAAAACCUCUGGCUCUUUGCCAGUUAACAAGGACAAGCCAAAAGAGGAUCGGUUAAGACAAUGGGCGGCAGGCGUGGCAAAUGCAGUGGACGUUGCCAAGCAAAAAGAAAAUGUCGCGGUCGCUCCUACUCAGACUACCAGCAGGAGGCAGCUAGGAUCCACGAAAACUUCCGUUUUGUUAAGCAAAAGAACGUCCCAGUAUUCUGUUAAGUCAGGGCUUCCGGCGUCGGACGUGCCUGCCCCAACGUUGUGUCGUCAGAGACCCUCUCUAUAUGGUCUUCAGCCAAGUUCCAAGAUGACGUCCGUGGAAGCUUUACCACUCUCUUCGCAGACACACGCUUCUGCCAAAGAGGAAGUCAAGCCCACGAGCGGUAUCCGUUCGCGACCAUCUUUAUAUAGCAUGCGAUCUGGAAUUGCAAGUGCUUCAGCCCUUCCUGAAACGACUCGACCCUCCUCGAAUAUUCGCCCCAAUGGUAUCACAUCAAAGAAACCGAUAGAAUUGAAAACGAGCGCGCUCACUGCUGCUAAAUCGUUGUCACGCGCAGCCUCCCUUCUUCGCGGUACCACUCGAUCCAAACUGCCAUGAGAUCAUGUUCUUCUCUAGCGACCUAAGUCGCAUUUCUGAUUCUUGACAGCUUCCUUGUCCCGUGUACGUAUCUAGUUUGGAACUGCCUUCACGAGCUACGUGCUAUGAUGUUAUAGUAUUUCAUGACCUCGACAUCUUGUUGCUAUUCCUUACCCCUUGUACAUAAACUUCACGAAGUCCGGACCCACCUAUUCAGCGCUAGGAGGUACCGUGUGAUUACAUAAAGUUUGAGACGA